UCUAUCUGAAUGGAUUUUAAUUUUUUAUGUGUGACAUAAGUGCUGUCUCAUUUUAGGGAAAUAAAUAUAAUAUAUAUUUUUAAAUAUGAUAACUAACCAGGAUGAUUUCAUGUAUCCGCAAAUUUUGUUUCCUUAUCCAAAGGCACAAUUAAUUGUCUUGAUUAAGAUUGAAGAGAAAAUGGAGCCAGCCGAGAUGAAAUUGGUUGUCCUGAAGAUUGUAGCAGCUACCUUUGUAAUGUCUUACCAUCUUGACUGCUGCAAUGCAGAUAUAAAUUGUAUCCAGAGGGCCACACAUUUUUACAGAGAAAUAACAAAUAACACAGGUUGUGUAUCCAACUCUUCAAUUGACCUUUUCAUGAGAAACCUAGAGAAAAAUUGUUCUGGAAUUUGUUCAAAAACAAAAUACGUAAAUUCAGAUGGGUAUGUUAAAAUAAUUCUAAAAUAUAGUGCCGAAGAUAUUGUACGGUUAGCAGAAAAGAAGAAUACUGAAUGUGGAUACAAUAGUACAAAUAUCGUUCUACAGUGUAACAUUAAUCUUCAGACACAAAAGUCUCUUCAAAGCUGCAUUACAAGCAAAUGUAUUUAUGGAAAUCAUUCCGAUGAACGAAAAGAAACAGUCCAAUGGUCUGCAUGUGGCGUCAACGCUAGCCCUCUUAUCAUAAGUGUAGCCAUAUUCGUUGGACUUAUUAUCGGUUCUAUUCUAACAAUGUGUUUGAAAGAUAAAAAUAAUUGUAGAAGAUGGAGUCCGAUAUUUCAAUCACUGACAGAAGACGAGGGAAAAAAUUGUAACAACAGUGGAGUACCUGAAGCUUUAGUCAAGGUAAGGAUGAAUCCAAAUUGAAAGCAGUCUAUAUAGUUAGAUAAACAC
This is a messenger RNA of Saccostrea cuccullata (small rock oyster), 868 nucleotides long. RefSeq lists its product as uncharacterized. NCBI's taxonomy places the organism in Eukaryota, Metazoa, Mollusca, Bivalvia, Ostreida, Ostreidae. The record is from RefSeq and is a predicted model, not a curated record. The transcript has 7 exons. The coding region runs from base 86 to 841 and encodes 251 amino acids.